Messenger RNA from Acanthosepion pharaonis, 1143 nucleotides. Lineage: Eukaryota; Metazoa; Mollusca; Cephalopoda; Sepiida; Sepiidae. The record is from the annotation of a GenBank genome assembly.
AUGGUUGACGUCAGCCAUAUUUUCUCGGUCCGUUACCGAUCGGCUCUUAUCCAACACUUGUCUCAGCGUCGCUUGAAGCUGCCAAAUAUUUUCCGUCACGCUUUACUCAGUGUUUGUUUUUCCUUCUUUUUGAAAGUUUCUUUCUUCUUUCCUUACUUUCUUCAAUGUUUCACUCUUUUUGAGAGUUUCUUUCUUCCUUUCUCUCCUUCUUUCUUAACGUUUCUUUCUUUUUCAGAUUUCCUUCUUUCUUCCGUUGCUUUCAUAAAGUUUUUUUUUUUUGAGAGUUAUUCUUUCUUCCGUUCGUUCUUUCUUAUAUUUUCUCUAUUUUUGGGAAUUUCUUUCUUUCUUUCUUUCUUUCUUUCUUUCUUUCUUAUGAUAUUCCUUUCCAUCUUUCUGAGCGUUUCUUUCUUUAUGACAGUUACUUUUUUUUUGAGAAUUUCUUUCAUUCCGUUCAGAGAGUAUCGUCCUUGCUUUCUUUCUGAGAGUCUCUAUCUUUCAUUCAAUCAUUCUUUAUUUAUUUCUUUCAUUUUUUCUUUCUUUCUUUCUUUCUUUCUUUCCUUCCUUCCUUCCUUCUUUCAUUCUAAGAGUUUUUUUUCUUUUUUUCUUUCUGAGAGUUUUUUGCUUCUCUCUCUCUCUGAGAGUUUAUCUUUUUUUUUGAGAAUUUUUUUUCUGAGAGUUCAUUUCUAUCUAAGAAUUUCUUCCAUUCUUUCUUUCUUUCUUUCUUUCUUUCUCUUUUUCUUUCUUUCUUUCCGAGAGUUUUUUUCUUUUUACUUUGAGAAUUCUAUCUAUCUAUCUAUCUAUCUAUCUAUCUAUCUAUCUAUCUAUCUAUCUCAGUCUGUUCCUAUCUAUCUAUCUAUCUAUCUAUCUAUCUAUCUAUCUAUCUAUCUAUCUUCCUCAGUCUCUUUUUAUCUAUCUAUCUAUCUACCUAUCUCAGUCUGUUCCUAUCUAUCUAUCUAUCUAUCUAUCUAUCUAUCUAUCUAUCUAUCUCAAUCCAUUCUCCUUCUUUCUUUCUUUCUUUCUUUCUUUCUUUCUUUACAACAUUUUUCGCUAUAUUUCACAAUUUCUUCUCUCACUGAAAUAAUCCUUUUUUUAUUCCUUGAAUGUCAUACACAACCGACCAAUAGGCAACACUGGCCAUUCUGA